AUUCCAACUCAGUCUACCAAUAUGAAUGUAGUACAGAGAAAUGGGAGGAACUUCCUUCAUGUCCAUAUCAGAACUCUGGACUAGUCUGCUGUGGGGGGAUUUGUUGUGGGGGGACGGCGUGGAUCUCGUCGUACUAACAAAUUUUACACACUACGACAGAGGAAAUGGGUUGAGAAAUACCCUCCAAUGAACACUGCACAUUCCUCUCCUGCUGUAGU
Messenger RNA from Geodia barretti, 218 nucleotides. Lineage: Eukaryota; Metazoa; Porifera; Demospongiae; Tetractinellida; Geodiidae. The record is from the annotation of a GenBank genome assembly.